AUGGAGCCUUUCCGGCAUCAGUCAUCUGGUCCUCCGUCUUCUCACGCCCGCAGGACGCUCCUUGCGGAUCCGCAUAGCAUGUCUUUGCCCAGCUCUUCCAAGACUCGAGGAAGACUCAGCAGACUGCCCGGAAAGCAUGUCGGCAUACCUCACGCCUUUCGAGUCGUGCUCCGAUUCCUGUCUUUCGCAUUGUCCGCGACAAUCAUCGGCCUGCUGGUACACAGUCUUGUGCUCUACCAUAAGACGGCACAAGAUCGGUGGAAGUACCCCAAAGGGACUAUGCUCCCAGCAUGGCCGCCCACGGCGCCAACCUGGCGACCCACGUACCUGUUGUUGGGAGCUUCAGCUGUGGCGGCGGUCUUGAACGUGCUGGCAUUGGUGACUUUGCUUGGAAUGUUUCGAAAGGCUCGCGCUUCCGUCUUCGGUCCCUUGGCAGCGAUUACAUCGUGUGGAGUGGCCUUUGCUCUCGCUGUUGCCGCAGCCGCAUAUUGGAAGGCUUGGGAUACUGGGAAGAAGUCGCAGAACGAUAUCUGGACAUGGACUUGUACACACAAAGAAUACGAAGUCAAGGGAGGGGUUACCUUUUUGACAGUCUGCCAUGAGCUAACCUAUGUCUGGUAUGCGAGUAUUGCGGUGGCGGUUUUGGAGCUCAUCAACCUGUCCGCAUGCCUGUACAACACUGUGCAGCUCAAGAUCAUCCGUGAGGAAGGCAGAUCAGUCACUGGAGCUUAUACUCCGAUCGAGAAACAAGGCCUGAACCCCCUCUUCAACUCUGCCCUCAAACAAUCCACGAAUCUCCGACGAGACCUUGACACAUUUGCCUCGGCGCCCUCCACCGCCUCGCCUGCUCUCCAGGGUCAGAUCUCAACAACUCUGACCUCGUUCGCUCGCACGCUCGACGACUACCAAAAUCUAUCACGCAGCGAACUCAAUGCUGAGAAGAAGGACAAGGCUGUUGAGCGCAUCAAGAACUUCCGAGGCGACCUAGCAAGCUACAGAGCACAGUAUGACCACCUGAAGAAAGAACGGGAGGCUGCCAUCCACGUCGGUCAGAAGAGUGAGCUGUUAGGAAGAAGGCCCCAUCACGCUGCUACGCCAGAGAAUCCCUACGCGCAUGCCUCAAGUAAUUCGCGUGGGGGAGGUGGUCCAUUCGCUCCCGCACAUGGGAACACACAGGAUGGUCUGAGUUUCAGCGGCGGCCAGGGCAAUUUUUCGCGGGAGGAGCAUGCUUUAAGGGAGCAGAACUUCUUUGCGACAGCCAAUACCCAGCUGGACGAAUUUCUAGACCGGGGGAGGGCGGUGCUGGGUGACCUUGGUCAGCAGAGGGAGAUACUGAAGGGGACGCAGAAGAGGCUGUACUCUGUGGCGAACACGCUGGGCAUCAGUGGUGAUACCAUCCGAAUGGUGGAACGGAGAGCGAUGCAGGACAAGUGGAUCUUUUGGGGUGGCGUGGCUGUCUUUUUCACCUUCUGCGGGUUGGUGCUCUACUUCUUGCGCUGA
Cyphellophora attinorum is the source of this 1500-nucleotide messenger RNA. Its product is annotated as Protein transport protein BOS1. The record is from RefSeq and is a predicted model, not a curated record. Gene Ontology annotation, cellular component: late endosome membrane; SNARE complex; endoplasmic reticulum membrane. The coding region runs from base 1 to 1500 and encodes 499 amino acids. Gene Ontology annotation, molecular function: SNAP receptor activity; SNARE binding. Gene Ontology annotation, biological process: vesicle fusion; endoplasmic reticulum to Golgi vesicle-mediated transport. NCBI's taxonomy places the organism in Eukaryota, Fungi, Ascomycota, Eurotiomycetes, Chaetothyriales, Cyphellophoraceae. The transcript has 4 exons.